AGUCGUUUGAUGCUAAGUCAUGGCUGACAAAGGCCAGUUCCACACGCCAAAUGCAACUUGCAUCCAAUUCUGAGGCCCAUUUUGAGUUAAUUCUUACUAGGUUCAACAACAGGUGUUGAUCAGGCGUCCGUCGUGGAAACCUAUCGUGACUCUCACUUGUAACUGCACAACCACUACCAGCUUUACUUGGAACUCUCCUGUUGUCGAACACGCUGCUUGUAGGGUUUAGCAUCGACGAGCUGCUUGUGCUUCUCCGACCUUUGAAUCAAGAACAUGGCAUCGUCUGAUGAGAAUGAAGCAGUCGGGAGUGGCUUUGCAAACGAAAAGCAGUUCGGUAUGGGUGAUCCGAGUAUUUUGAGCAGAAAACCAGCCGACAUGGUGCAGUAUAUGGUUGAGGAGGGGGUCUCACACAAGUCCCCUCAGACUUCAUCAAACCGCCACAUGAGCGUGCUUCGCAAAGGAGAAAUGCGAUCGAGGACGGACAGCAAGUAGCUGUGAUCGACUUAGCGAUGCUGGAGGACGAGCCAGGGAGAGAGCAGGUGCUUGCAGACACCAUUCGAGCUUCUGAGGAGUGGGGCUUCUUCCAGGUGAUUAAUCACGGCGUCCCUGAUACUCUGAUGGAUGCUGCCAUGGAAAUGUCGAAGAGGUUCUUUGCAUUAACCUCAGCGGAGAAAGAAGAGUUCAAAAUGAGGCAAGUGGCAGGUGUUGGCUAUGGCCGAUUCGUGGUCGAGCGUCCAGGAGUUGCCAAAGAUUGGGUUGAUCGUCUGCAACUGAAUAGCGUCAAUAAAGACGAGCUCGAAGUUUACGACCUUGUUCUGAACAACCCCCCUGGCUGCCAAGGACUGUUCGAAAAGUAUGGGAAUGCAGUCUACGAGCUAGCCAGAAGAAUCCUUGCCAUUCUCUCUGAGGGCAUGGAACAAAACUCGGAGUUUUUCUACAAAAAAACCGCAGCAGAUGGAUUCCUCCGGACGUCCAUCAACUACUAUCCACCGUGCCCACAACCCGACCUUGUCAUGGGCACUUCGUGCCACGAAGAUGCCUCCUCCAUAACCAUUCUCCAGCAAGACGACGUGUGUGGGCUAGAAGUACCAAAGGUCGGAAACUGGGUGUCGGUAUCACCCAUCCCUCACGCUUUCGUCGUCAAAAUCGGUGACAUACUCCAGGUCGUAAGCAACGACAAACUGAAGAGUGUGACACAUCGAGCUGUUGUUGCUGGUCAUACUGGCCGGAUCAGCAUUGCCAACUUUCUAAUGCCUCGGCGUGAUACAAAAGUACAACCUGCCACAGAACUUUGCAGCAAAACCCAGCCUUCGGUGUUUGGAUCCAUGGAGUAUGGUCGCUACUUGGUGGAGGUGGUUGCAACCAACCUUCUCCGAAACAAGGUCGACACACUCCGGAUCAAACAUCCUGUUUAUGACUCAUCCUCUUGAGCUUGAGUUCAUGGGGCAUUUUGACGUUCUGUGAAAAGGGUAAGCUCUGGAACAACAGUUUGCUUAUUGGGACCUAGUUUUGCUACGUAUAUCAGGCAUUGAAUGAAGGAGAAUGGACCUGAGAAUAAUGUUCCAACCCUUUUGCAAAUAAGGUGAGCAUGACAUGUGAAGAAUCCUUGAGAAUUGGGACUAUUUUAUUUUGAAUUUUUUCAGGAGAGGAGGAAGAGAUUCUUCCAUAAAAAUAUAUGAAGAACCUUCAUCUUCUUCUGGGAGGUGACUAUUUUCAAA
Physcomitrium patens is the source of this 1718-nucleotide messenger RNA. RefSeq names its product jasmonate-induced oxygenase 2. Lineage: Eukaryota; Viridiplantae; Streptophyta; Bryopsida; Funariales; Funariaceae. The record is from RefSeq and is a predicted model, not a curated record.